Messenger RNA from Neoarius graeffei (lesser salmon catfish), 10318 nucleotides. RefSeq names its product androgen receptor (gene ar). Bases 480 to 2999 code for a protein of 839 amino acids. Gene Ontology annotation, molecular function: DNA-binding transcription factor activity; zinc ion binding; sequence-specific DNA binding. The record is from RefSeq and is a predicted model, not a curated record. Gene Ontology annotation, biological process: regulation of DNA-templated transcription; male gonad development. NCBI's taxonomy places the organism in Eukaryota, Metazoa, Chordata, Actinopteri, Siluriformes, Ariidae. The transcript is spliced from 8 exons.
CCCUCUUUACUCCACCGGAGGGUUAGUCUGGGAGACGGAGACGGUUCUGCUCUCGCGGACGCAGAGACCAAACGGCGGAGGUUUUUGGACCGGAUUCACUUCAUUUCCUCCCGCAAACCGGGGCGGCUUCACUUUAACUGGAACUUGAGCAACGAGUUAUAGUUCCGGUGACGGAGGGGGGAGUCCGCGCGCGCGUGCACCGUGUCGGGACGGUAAACUUCACUUCCUUCCCCCUUCCAUUUUCUGACUUUUUAUCCUUCUCUCAUGACGGUGAAGCCCCUGAGCCCGGAGUCGGGGUGUGUGUGUGUGUGAGUGCGCGCGCCGGGCCGGACCGUGAUGGCGCAGCUCCUGUAACGGACUCUGCAGCGGCGCUUUCACACGCAAACCCCGAGAGCGACGCGGACACGCACUGAGGAGCGGCGGCGUCCUGCAGCCUGCUCGCGCGUCACUGUGUGUUUGUGCGCGUGAACUGGACCGUUAUGGAGGCUCGAUUCGGUUUCGGCGGAGUUUUGGAUUCUCUGUUCCGAGCGGGCCGCCCGCGUGCCGCGCGAGACACCGGAGCGGCGGGGGAAGUUGUUCCUCUGGCGGAGGUGUGGGAUGGAGAGUGGAGAGACGCGCGAGCGGCAGCAGGAGGAGGAACGGCGCGCUCCGUUAUCGCGGCACUCGCACGGGACGAAGGAGAGAGCUCGAGUUGCGCGGAGGCGCGCGCCGGUACCGCCACCACUCUGAGCGAGCUGCUGUGCCCGGACACCGGAUACAACACCAGCGACAACCACGGCGGCGGCGGCGGUCCGAGAGCACGUGGCAGCGCGCGCGACCUCACAGCCAGCCGUGCUGACACGAGCGCCGUCCCGAACUGCUGCUGCUGUUCCGGUGGCACCAGCACCACCACCACCACCAUCUCGGAGACGGCGCGCGAGCUGUGCAAAGCCGUUUCCGUGUCGCUGGGGCUGGCCCUGGACCCGCACGCGCACCACGACGGGACCAGGAACUCGGACUUUUUCGAAGUGCGCCGCAGGAGAGAGGAGGAGGAGGAGGAGGAGGAGCGGGUGCACGCGCGAAGCGACGACAGGAGCAGAAGGAGCAGCAUCAGCGCGAGCGCGUGUGGAGGAGGUGGCGCCGCAACGGGACGUGAGGGACGCGCGCUGCACGCGCUCGGCGACAACAACAGUCUGCUCCAGAUGUUCAGAAGCGGAGGUGAGGAGGACGCGAUUAUCGUGCCGAUGGCCAACGCUCGCGCGCAUCAACAGGCGGCAGCCAUCACGGAGAGCUCAGAGUUCGGACCGGGCGUCGCGAGCCUCAUAGGUUCCAAAAGCGCGAGCGCGGCGGCGGAUGGUGGCGGUGCUGCUGCAGCCGCGUCCUCUUUACCCUGUCAGUUCCAGCAGCAGCAGCCAGAAGAACGGCAGGAACAGAACGACCCGCAGGGGAACCUGGAGCUCGCGCCGCACGGCAGGUUCGGUGAUGAUUAUUAUUACUGCUGGCCGCGGUACAGCAGCGUGCGCGUGAAGUCCGAGUCCGUGCAGCCGCCGGUGAGCCGCUACAGUCACGGAGCCGCGCAGUUCGGGAAUCCCACGUGCACCGCCGCAGGACUGGACGCGCCGCUCAUCUGCAGCCCGUACGAGUACGACUACGGCGCGCGGACCGGACCGGGACCGGCUCUCGGCACCGCGCACGAGCCGUGGUACCACCAGAGCGGCGCCGUGUUACCCCGCGUGUCCUACCCCGGCGGCACGUGCAUGAAGAACGAAGUCGGGGAAUGGCUGGAUGCGAGCGCGGCGCAGGACAGCAGGUCAGACAGUGCAAGAGAGGUGUUCCCCAUGGAGUUCUUCUUCCCCCCACAGCGCACCUGUCUGAUCUGCUCUGAUGAAGCAUCUGGGUGCCAUUACGGAGCUCUAACCUGUGGCAGCUGCAAAGUGUUUUUCAAAAGAGCAGCAGAAGGGAAGCAGAAGUAUCUGUGUGCAAGCAGGAACGACUGCACCAUCGAUAAGCUGAGGAGGAAGAACUGUCCAUCCUGUCGUCUGAAGAAGUGCUUUGAGGCAGGAAUGACUCUUGGAGCUCGUAAACUGAAGAAGAUUGGUCAGCUGAAGGUUCCUGAAGAGGAGGGCGUGGCUUCAUCUGCACCAUCCAGUUCCAGUACAGUCGAGCUGAUCCAGAAUCCAUCACCCAGCGCGGGUCUGACGUUCCACUCGCAGCUCGUCUUCCUCAGCAUCCUGGAGUCCAUCGAACCUGAAGUAGUGAACGCCGGGCAUGACCACGCACAGCCCGACUCCGCCGCUGCCCUCCUGACCAGCCUCAACGAGCUCGGAGAGAGGCAACUCGUUAAGGUGGUCAAAUGGGCCAAAGGACUUCCAGGAUUCCGUAACCUGCACAUGGAUGAUCAGAUGACGAUGAUCCAACAUGCCUGGAUGGCUGUGAUGGUCUUCGCUCUGGGAUGGAGAUCAUACAAAAAUGUCAAUGCUCGCAUGCUGUACUUUGCUCCUGACCUGGUCUUCAAUGAUCGGAGGAUGCACAUCUCCAAUAUGUAUGAACACUGUAUGCAGAUGAAACACUUGUCGCAGGAGUUUGUUUUGCUGCAGGUCACACAGGAGGAGUUUCUGUGCAUGAAGGCCCUCCUCCUCUUCAGCAUCAUUCCUGUGGAGGGUCUGAAGAGUCAGAAGUACUUUGAUGAGUUGAGAUUGUCAUAUAUAAACGAACUCGAUCGUCUGAUUAAUUACGGCAGGAAGAGUAACUGUGCACAGCGCUUCUACCAACUGACCAGACUGAUGGACUCACUGCAGCCGAUUAUCUGGAAGCUUCACCAGUUCACCUUUGACCUUUUCGUUCAGGCUCAGUCUCUGCCCACGAAGGUCAGCUUCCCAGAGAUGAUCGCUGAAAUAAUUUCAGUCCAGGUACCAAAGAUCCUCGCCGGCCUGGCCAAGCCAAUCCUGUUCCACAAGACUGUGACUCCGCCCCCUCAGGCACUCAGGCUGGCCACACCCGCUCAGCCACACCUGGCCUAAUCUGAUCCGGUUGGAACCAGUUUCUCCAAUUUCCUGCUUUUUUUUUUCUUGUUGUUAAGUUUCAGCAGGGAGACUUAAACAUCCUCAUUUUUACUCUCUCUCUCUCUCUCUCUUUCACUUUCUCUCUCUCUCUCUCUCUCUCUCUCUCUCUCUCUCUCUCUGUCCUUCAGAAAGUGUCUGUAAAAUCUGCAGAGGACCAUUACAUCAUUACACCGGUCUAUCUUCUGCUCAAAGAUAAUUUCAGAUCAUUUUCUCACGCCAGCAGUGUCGUCUCUCUCUCUCUCUCUCUCUCUCUCUUUCUUUUUUCUCCAGCAUUUAUUCCUGAAGAUGCUGAAACGCUACGCUGUGUUACCUGAUGGACAGGUUUAUAAAAAAGAAGAGAAAGAAGAAGGAAAAGAAGAGAAAAGGGUGAAAAAGCCUUUUAGUUUUAUCUGAGCCCUGAAAAAGACAAAGUGUGCACUAGAAGAGAAGCUCUGCUCUGUUUACUUCACAUAUGACUCUAUGCAUUUGGAAGAAAAAAAAUGAAAAUGUUAAUUAAAAAAAGGUCUAAAAUAGAAACUGCCAUACGCUUGUUGCACCUUUUAAAAAACAAACUACAACCUGAAUAAAGCUUGCGCUGCUUUUUUGCCAGUUAAUAACGAACCAAAACAACGACAAUCAAAACGUUCUCAUUAUCUGUGCCUCGACUUUCUUUACUUUUCAGACACGACUAUCAAAGCAACAGGAACAUCUCCGAGUUCCGUACACUUUCACCAUCACAUACUCAAACAUUCUCAGACUAAAGAACUCUGAAACGGACGCAAUGUUCCCUUUUGCACAAAUGUACACCGCCAGGAACAACGUUAAUGUAGCGAAGACAGAACAACCACCAGUUCAGCAUCCUGUUAGCUGCACGCUUACAACAUGGAGAAGGGUUCUUCAGGUGGUGUCUUUCUGUAGAACCACAUACAACAGGGUUUUGCUGUCAGAAAGAGUUCAAAUUAGAACCAUUCAGGAGGCUAGGAACCAUUGGAGAACCCUUUAUUCUUAGAAUGUAGAAAAUUUAGAAUGUUCUUGUGUUUGUCCUGCUGGAGGAUCCCUUCAAGGUUCUGUGUAAAAUUCUUCAGUGUUGAAGAACCCUUUUCUCUUCAGUGGAAAAUUUUGUACCAUUAAGGGUUCUAUGGUUGUCCAUCUAAAGGAACCCAACAGAAUCUCCACUCUCAGAAAAACAAAAGUUCUUUAAGGGUUCUUUGAAUAAUUAAGAGUUCUUAAUGACCAAAAAAUUGAUUCUACUUGGAAGCCUUUCUGAUAAACUUCUACACAACCAUCAAAGGAAGGUUCUCAAUCUUGAAAAAGGUUCUUUCAGAGUUCAUUGGAUAGGUAAGUGUUCCUAGAUUCUGACAGGAAACCACUGUUGUAGGGUUCUCGACAGAAACUGGAAACUUCCCAUGCAAAGGGAAAAUUUAAGGGAACUGAUUUCUAAAAGAGGUCUUCAAGGGUUCUUUUGGAGUUCAUUGGAUAAUCACGGGAUCCUGGUGUUCUAACAGGGUUCUGCUUUCUGAUGUGGAAAUGUUUCGUCACAAGGUUCUACAAAGAAACUUUAAACCUUUCUCCAGGAGAACCUGAAGAAAAGUGUACACUAAAACAGUGAAGGGUUUGUUGAAUAAUUAUGGGUUCUUUGCUUUAAAAAAAGAGAGAAUCUAAAUGGAACCCUUGCUGACAGAGAACCACUGUUGUAGAGUUCUACAGAGAACCUUGACGGGAUCCUGUUCUUGAGGGACAACAAAGAACCGGUCAGGGUUCAGAAUGUUCUAUCAGUGUACAUUUGAGAAAAAAAGGAAACAUCGUGGACAUUUCGCCUUAACUGUUCCUUUAAGGUCAGGACGAGGGGGUGGGGUCAGCUUAAUGGGUGUGGCUUUAAAAUAUCUUAGCCCCGCCCUUUGUUAGGAGUCUGUGAUGAUGAGAGUGAUCUUUUUUCAUAUUUACUGAGGAAGUGUGUGUGAAGAAAAAUGUUGAUUUUUGCCUUUGAAUAGACUCUCUCUCGCUCUCACUCUCUCUCUCUCUCUCACACACACACACACACACACGUAUAGCUUUUUUUAUUUUGACUCGCUGCUGCUUCUGAAAACUAAAAAAAAACGCUAAAAAGAAAUAAAACUCUGUGCAUGGUGACUAACACUUCCCCCGAAUGCUUUUUUUAAUAAACUUCACGAAAGUUGCUUCAUUUUUUUCUCUCUUUAAAAUUUUGUAGCGAGAAACACACACACACACACACACACACACACACACACACACAGCUUUUGCACUUGGAUGUAAAUCUUCCAGCUCACCGCUUCAGCCUUUAGCACAGCGCUGGUGUGAGACACACCCUGGUCAUUUCCUCACAAGCAAUAAGUCACAUGGCUGCGACACACACCUUCACACCUUAGGCACACAGCUGUCUCCUGACCCCCGGCAGUGUUUACACAUUUACACAACACCGCUCGCUAACUCGCAGCAAACACCGCUCACUACGUAAAAACAGAGCCAAGAGGAAGCUAAUAUCACUAGCGAGCUAAUAAGCCAUGCUAGCUCAUGUGUAAACGCCCGUCCUCUCGCGCUGUGUUCACUUUUCCUUCUUCAGUUCUUCUUCUCCUUGCCAAUUUUUAAAUAUCUCUCUCCUCAGUGGCGUGCACAGAUAGACACGAGGUGGUGCUCAAGCACCUGCCCCUCUGCCCUCUGUCCAAAAAAGUGCCCUUUUGAAUUUUUUUUUUUUUACAGUUUACUGAGGCCAAUGUCGACAUGAUCUUUUAGAAAAGCCGCGGCAUUAAAAGCGUGUGUGAAAAUAAUGUCCUGAUGUGUGCCCCCUCCGCACACACACCGGACCUCUGUCUCUCUUGCUCUGUCACGUGAACAAGCGUGCAGUGCAUUCAAUGUGAGGUUGCAGCAGCAUAGCGUCCUGGAAGCCACGGCCUCGUCGUAGCGCAGACAACACAUCGGGCAGUCAGUCAGCUCUUCCCCUGCCCCACCAGCCAGCGAACACAUGAAUCGAGUGAAAAUGUAUUGUUUGCCCUCUAAGCCCAAGCUGUAAUUAUUUUGUCGUGAAGUAGCCCGUCGCAUACAGAAACAACUGCACAUAAGUAGUAUAUUUUUUGCUAGACCAUUUUCAGAUUUAGGAAAACAAAAAUUUCUUUUUCUAUUUUGUUCAACUAGAGAUUCCUGGCAAAGUCAAAAAGCCUUGAUGUAAUAAAUUAAGUGGUUGUUUUACACCUUUAAAAACUAAAACGGGUCAGUGGCGACCCGAACACAAGAGGAGGGCUAAAUCUCAGACUUUUAUAAUAAGGUGUUCCACAUGCGCAAAAAAGUGCCCUUUUUCCCCUCAGAGCACUUGCCCCCCAAAAUGUCUGUGCACGCCACUGUCUCUCCUCCUCCUCCUUUCCUCCCUUUUACUUUCGUCCUUUUCCUCCCAAAUGCACCUCUCCACUUUUCUCCUCCAUCUCCCUGUUCUUGCUCAUUCUCUCUUUCCUCCUUUAGUUCUUCCCCUUUUCGUUCUCUUCCCUCCUUUUUCUUCCUCCUCCUCCACACACCGUCAUCUUCUUUUCUUUUUAUUUUAGACUUGUCUGUCCUCCCUUUCCAUCCUUCCUUCAUUCCCUUUCCUAGUCUUCCUUUCCUCCGACAACUUUGUCCUGUCUUCUUCCUAUUUCCUUCUUUUCUCUUUAGCCUUUCUCCUUUCUGAAUUUCUCUUUAUCUUUCUUCAUUUUUCUCGUUUCACCCUCAAAUUUUUCCAUCUAUUCAUUUAGUUCUUUCUUUCUGUAAUUUUUGCUUCUCUCUCUCUCUCUCUCUCCACUGUAGCCCCAGGUUUGAGUUUUUCAUCUUCAGUUUAGUCCUCGUUGCCGUGAGUUUGUCAGGAGGCAGAUGUCUGUCUCUCUCUCUCUCUCUCUCUCUCUCUCUCUGUCUGUCUGUCUGCUCAUAGCCGAGUCGAAUGCAGAUUUUUCUCAGUGACUGAAUAAUAAUUCCCCACUGCUUUAGGGAGUAGAUUGCAUUUUAAGGAGCUUGUGAGUGUCCUAGCUGUCAUUCUUGCGAGCCUCGCCAGGCUUCAGGCUCCACCGAGGAGGGGUUUUUUUUGCUCCAGUUUCCUUUUUUCUGUCGAGGCGAAUGUGCCGUGAGGAGAAAAUGAGGCUGUCAGGGAUGAAAGAGCACAAAAAUACACUCACACAGGUAUUUACUAAUCUCACACUCAGAGGAAGACAGUACUCCUCUCUAUCUCACACACACACACAUACACACACACACACACACACAUCCUUGUACUUCUAUUUUGUACCCCUUACCCUAACCCCACCCCUAACCCCACCCCUAACCCCACCCCUAAACCUAACCUGAUCCCUAAAACUGAUUCUUUUCCCUCAAACGGCUCUUUGAAGAAGAGAGGACCAGACAAAAUGUCCUCACUUCACAAAAAUGUCCCAAAACUAUAUUCUGGUUCUCAAUAGGGAGCAAGUACUUGUGCGCGCGCACACACACACACACACACACACACACUGUGUCUCUCUCUGUCUCUCGCAGCCAAACCCAAGCAUUAAAUCAUUAAACAAUAAGCGUUUCUUCAUAAUGAAUCACAAGAGCUCAUGUACAGCAAAGGGGAUUUUCCUGUUGAGCAUGAUUAGCCUUUAGCAUUUAGCCUGUUACAAGCACACACACACACACACACACACACACGUUUUGAACGUCUAAUCGUCUUCAGCUCAUUAAAUCAUAAACUUGCUGAUGCUUUGAUGGUGAUUAAUGAUGAUUGCGCACACGCAGGGUGUUUCAUAUUUAAUCACAGCAUGAAGUUCAUUUUGUUCUGCGCUUUUUAUUGAAAUAUAAAUCUAUACACAGUUAAUGUGCUGCUGCUUUGUGGCAUAUCGUUAAACACGUUAGUUCCGUGAUUUAUACAGUAACGCAUCUUUGGAAUGCAGCCUUUUCUGAAACACUUCACCGACGGCUGAUAUAAGAACACUGCUCUUGUAUUUUUAUGAUUCAACUCAAUGCCUUAAAGGUGCAGUUUGUAGUUUUUAAACUUCGUAAGCUUUAAUAAACAUUUUGUUUUUAACACCGUUUGGAAAAAUUACGUAAUAUGCACAUUUAUCGGUGUGUUCAUUGGAUGUCAAUUUCUGAGUUUUGUUGUCUCGUUUGUUUUCUGUUUUUAGGAUUUUUUUGUUGCUACGCCCGGAAAUGAGCUACUUUAACUAUGAGCUCCGCCCACCACAGAACAAAGUCGCACAUUUGAAAAGAGCUCCACCCCAUUUUCCCAGGAAGGUGAUACACAAGGUGUAAACGUUAGCUUGAACGUUAUGGCUGAGAAAGGAGAUCAGAGGGUUUAGAGGAAAAUAUGGAAGAAGACAAAAAAAAGAAAGGAAACAAAAUGAGAGUCGAUUUUCAGUGAAAGAAAUGAAACUUGCACGGGAACCCAAAAAUUUACAGAAAAUUUUAUUUUAAAAAAAUGAUCAACGAGUCUUACGUUCUUCAAAAUAUAAAAUACAACGUUACAUUACAGUGAAUAAAUUCCUGGAGUCGUCACUUUCCGUUCAAAGCCUUCAGAUUGUUACAAAUUUACAUAAAAACUUACUUCAUACAAAAUCAGAUUUGAGGUAAGAUAUGAAUUUUAGACAAAAUCUUAAUUCAUGCAAAAUCAGAAUUUGCUCAAAAGUUGAAUUUUACGCAAAAUCUGAAUGAACGUAAUUUUUGUGGCUCCAGUUCAUAUACGACGUGGCAACAAAUCACACUGAAACUCUUUAUGAUGUUCAUGAAACAAUUUCAACUUUCAGUUUUUCUUUUUCUUAAAUGAGGCGUGUCCCUUUGGAAACAUACUGAGGGGCGGGGCCAUGGGUGUGGAAGGAAAAUGGGGCGGGGACUAACUAGAUGGCUUCGUAGAACUGAGGGGCGGAGCUGAGACUCUAUGUUUUUUUUUAAUUUAUGGCUACAAACUGUUAAAGCUGCGUGUCAAUUUGUAAAGUCUGAACUGAAGGUUCGUGAAUAAAAUUUGAUUUAAAAAAAAAAAGUCCAAGAAGUUCCAGCAAUGGAAUUUUAAAACGAUUGCCGUGUUGAUGUUUUUGAAUCCUUGUGAACAGUUUUAUUACAGCUUUGAGAUUUGUUUUAAAAUUACAAACUGCUCCUUGAAGCUGAAGCUAAUUCUCAAAGUUAAGCUAAAGCAGUUCCACACUGUACUCAUCAGUUUUAAGCUCGCGUCUUUUUGUCUUUUAUGAAGUGCUUAUGCCUGGGAGGUGCUGAUGUAACUAUUGAAGUGCUUAUGUAACGCCUAAGAAGUGCUUAUGUCGUGCCAAUGGAGUGCUGAUGUUGUGAAAAUGUUCUGCUUUCGUACUUUUGCUACUCAAUUCAAAGCCUUAAGAUAAAGUUUGUGUUUUACGUUUGUGGACUGUAAGCGAGCGCACCGGAGUGAGCGAGUCGCAUGCACGCUUCAUUUAACGCAAGCCAAAGCUAAAAUCAGUCAAGAAAUAAAGCAAUAAGUUUAAAAAAAAAUCACAAAAAAAAAUUCACAAAAAAAAAACCCUUUUCGAAUGUGGAUGAGGACACAUUUCAGAUCUUUCCGCUUGAUUAUGAAGUCAAAUAACAGGCUCGUGUAACAUACGCUGAUAAACAAUUCACAUUAACCGACGUUUCAAUCAGUAAUUUGGGAAUAAAGAGUCUUUUUUUAUUCUCUGAAUAGUUUUCGGUGAACUGUUGUCCUUCACGUGACACUAAAAGUUGAAAACGUGCCUCGAUUUAAUCAGUUGAUUUUUGAUUUGUUUUUAAUACUAUUGUGAAAACUGUGGUUUUAAAGAAAUCGAUGUAAAACAGGGAAAAGAAUAUUAAAACAUUAAAAAGCCAUGUAUGUGUGUUUUUUUAUGUAAAUCAGAUGUUAACUGUACACGUAACCCAUCCUGCUACUGGCUGUUUAAAGUAUUCGUACGAGUGUUCCUUGGCUUUAUAAAAAAUAAAAUGAAAUUUUAAAAAAUUGUUGCUGUUUUUUCUUCUGAACAGUUUUUUGUUUGUUUGUUUGUUUGUUUGUUUGUUUGUUGUGUUUUCUGUCUUUGCUUUAAAUAUUCUUAAAGUUUUUGUUACUUAAACCUUUGUAAGUUUAUAACUGUUUUUUACUCAGUAUUUGGCUUUAUUAAACUUCUUAUUCUUCUUCUUAUCAUUAUAAUUCUAUUAAAUUCUGGCCCAGGAUUCGUUUCUGUGAACUGAUGAUCCAUUUAGUCGAGCAGGUUGUAAAACGGACACGAGCCUCACAAAGCGAAAGGGACUUCAUGUGCAGCUUCCUGUAAAUUUGUUCCUUUUAUCUGUUUCUUUGCAUCCUGAAUAAAAUGAUCCUCUUUGUG